Molecule: messenger RNA, 174 nt
Organism: Symbiodinium necroappetens
Lineage: Eukaryota; Dinophyceae; Suessiales; Symbiodiniaceae
Source: the annotation of a GenBank genome assembly
CAGGUUGUGUACUUGCGGGAUGUGCAGCAGUGGACGAAGGUCCUCCUGAGCCACUCCGUUCUGGCAAUCGGCAAAGGCGUCUUUGGCGUGGUCACCAUUAUGCCUGAUAGCAUUGGAUGGGCGAACUGCAAGGCACGUCUGGGCCCGUCUGGCGUGGACUUCUUCAAGAAUCGG